Molecule: messenger RNA, 5130 nt
Organism: Kogia breviceps (pygmy sperm whale)
Lineage: Eukaryota; Metazoa; Chordata; Mammalia; Artiodactyla; Physeteridae
Source: RefSeq, a predicted model, not a curated record
AGAGACGCCGAGUGGGCCGGGCUUCUGCGGCCUGGGGCCCUGGGGUCCACGCUUAGAAGUGCGUCGGCGCUCAGAAGGGGCCCCGCGAGGCGGAGGGUUGAGAAGGGGCAGGGGGAUUUAACGUGCAAACUGGCGGUUGUACCAGAUUGGCAUACUCUGUAUCCUCACACACAAAAAUUCAUGCAUUUAAGACCCCGCUCUUCACCAUGUAGAGUGUAUUCAAGGAAUGGUUUCCAACAUAUGUUCAGACCUUCUUCAUCCAUAGCUGUUGCAAAUCCAAUACUGUCGUCCUUGGAUGUUAAACGGAUUUUAUUUCAAAAAAUUACUGGUAAAGGAGGCGAGCUGAAGAAAGCCUUUCACCUGCUCGACAUCAGUAACAACAUGACAGUGACAAAGAAUGAACAGCGAAGAGUCAUCACAGCCUUCCUGCUGCCUCUCACGAGAGGACAGUUUCAAGAAGUGCUGGCUCAGAUCCCCCUCACCAGCUCUGGUGCUGUUCCGUGCCUUGUAUUCCUGUCCAGAUUUGGUGGAAUUGACCUGAAUAUAAAUGUUAUAAAGAGGGGAGGUGAGAGUGAAAUGAAUUGCUGUCGGACAUUAAAAGAACUCGAAGUCCAAGUAGGAGAAAAGAUUUUCAAAAACAUUAAAACUGUUAUCAAAGCCCUCAAGCUCGUUGAUGUUAGCAAGACGGGUCUGGUCCAACCACACGCACUGAGGAGGGUUCUGGAGACCUUCUGUUUGAAGCUGAAAGGUGAUGAGUACAAAGAGUUUGCAAAACACUACAACAUUGAUAAAGAUACUGCAGUGGAUUAUAAUGUUUUUUUGAAGAACCUCAGUACAAGUAAUGACUUGAACCUUAAAUAUUCUAUGGGAAGUCAAGAGGUCCCAUGGGAGGAUCAACGAGUCAAAAGUUCCAAAAGAGAGUACCUCCCCAGUCCUGUUUCACCUGAAGAUAUCUGGAAAAACUGCUCCUUAGAUGAAACUGAGAGGACCUUUUGCCAAGAGCUUUCAAAGUCCUGUGAAAAGGUUGAAAAGGCCCUGAGUGCAGGGGACCCGUCCAAACGUGGCUACGUCUCUUUGAAUUACCUAAAGAUUGUCCUCGACACCUUUGUAUACCGAUUACCAAGAAGAAUUUUCAUCCAGUUAAUGAAAAGAUUCGGACUUAAAACCACCACUAAAGUCAAUUGGAAGCAAUUUUUAACAUCAUUUUAUGAGCCUCAGUUGUUGGAAGCUAGUAAUAAAAUUCCCCUGACAAAAAGAAAUAGCAUCAGCUCUAGAAGUCAAUUUCGCAAGGAAGACAUUAUCACGAAGUUAUUUAGACAUGAAGGUCACUGGGCAUCGUUGAAGAAAGCACUGCUGAUCAUCAACUCUCUGAGCAAAAUAUCCUCCCGUAAAGACACCAAGGCACCUCUCUUCCUGGCUUGGGAUUCAGUGGAAGAAAUUGUUCAUGGCUCCAUUACCAGGAAUCUACAAGUUUUCUAUAAUAUGCUGCGGUCACAUGACCUUGGAGACACAGGGCUCAUUGGGCGAAAUAACUUCAAGAAAAUCAUGCGCGUUUUCUGCCCAUUUUUAACAGCCGAACAUUUAGUAAAACUCUGCAGUAAGUUUCGGGAUAUUGCUUCAGGAAGAAUCCUUUACAAGAAACUUCUGGCACGCCUAGGAAUUAAUGGCCCACCCACUGUCUCUCCAGUUCCUGUUCCAAAGGAUCAGCUGUUAAGUGAUCAUCUUCGAAAAGGGAAGCAGCAGCAGCCAGAUCUUUCUGAGAGAGCCCAGCCCGCUGAGGGUAAAAGUGCUGUGACCAAGAAUAUGACCGAGGACGCGGUUACUGAAAAACUCAGAACGUGUAUACGGCAGCAGGACCCAGCAUUCAGAAAACGAUUUCUGGACUUUGGCAAGAUAAAUGAGCACGACUUCAAGAAGGUCCUGGAAGAUAACGGAAUGCCGAUGGAUGAGGAUCAGUACGCUCUGCUGACUGCAAAAUUAGGAUGUAAGAAAGAAGGGAUGAGUUACGUUGAUUUUGCAACAGGAUUUGAAGAUCCUGAGAUGAACAGGCCAGAAGGGAGUUCAUCUCAGACUCCAGUUCUUUCCAAAGGGACCUUGGAUGGCUACUUUAUGACUGCUGAGGAGUGCCUGAGACAGUUCCCCCGGAGACGGAAGGAAUCUUUCCGGGACCCCUACGCGGCCUUCUUUAAGAUGGACACGGACAGGGGUGGCAUCGUCACCGCGCACGACCUUCAUCGGCCGCUACAGCAGCUGCUCUUCAACCUGAAGGACGAGGAUUUCGAGCGAUUCCUGGGCCUUCUUGGCUUGAGGCUCAGCACCAGAUGUGGAAUAGCAGACUUUAAUGCUAUCUUUGAAACCAACUGGGGUAAGGGAAUCCCUUGGGAGAUUAACGAGUCUAUUAAAUUUAAACAGAUUCUUUUUUUUUUUUUCCUUUUAAGACCAAAACAGAAGGUUGCAGAUUCAGAACUAGCUUGUGAACGGGCUCAUCAGUAUCUUGUUACCAAAGCAAAGACCAGAUGGUCAGACUUGUCUAAGAAUUUUAUCGAAACCGACAACGAGGGCAACGGCAUUCUUCGACGCCGGGAUGUAAAGAACGCGCUGUACAGCUUUGAUAUUCCCCUCACACCCAGAGAAUGUGAGAAGCUUUGGAUGAGGUACGACACCGAGGGAAGAGGGCACAUUACUUACCAAGAAUUUUUACAGAAAUUGGGGAUUAACUAUUCAGCGGAUAUUCAUCAGCCCUACGCGGAGGAUUAUUUCAACUUCAUGGGUCAUUUCACGAAGCCCCAGCAGGUGCAAGAAGAGAUGAAGGAGGGGCGGCGCACGGAGAAGGCCAUGCCGGCCAGGGAUAAGCUUAAGGACCACUAUCAAGAUAUCAGCAAAGCACUCACCGAGCUAGAUAAAUCCAAAAAUGGCUACAUAUCGUUAUGCAAGAUGCAGAAGUUGCUGCAGGAGUGCGGCUGUUCUCUGAAGGAAGAGGAGCUGGCCGAUCUUCUAAACAGUUGGGGAAUCAUGUGGCAUGGUAAUUCCAUCAAGUACCUUGACCUCUUGAGAGCAGUGGAGAACAGCAAGCCGACAAAAACUCAGCCACAAGAGAAAGAGGAGAGCGUGCCCAUCAAUUUUGCGACCCUAAGUCCAGAGGAGGUUCUGAAGAACAUCCAGGAGGUCGUUGCCUCCUCCAGUCCGGCUUUGUCAACGGCAUUUUCUGCACUGGAUAAAGCGGACACUGGUUUUGUAAAGGCUUCGGAUUUUGGACAAGUUCUUAAGGAUUUCUGUUACAAACUAACAGAUACCCAAUAUCAUUAUGUUUUGAGAAAACUAAGAAUUCAUCUCACCCCCUAUAUAAAUUGGAAAUAUUUUCUCCAGAACUUCAACAGUUACCUUGAGGAGGCUGCUGCUGAGCGGGCUGAGAGGAGGCCCAAAGGCCCGCCGCCCGCGUCCCCCAAGGAAAUGGCAAGCCAAGAGGUCCUGGCUCGGCUCCGCAAAGCCGUGACCUUCCACUAGCACACCGUCGCCCGGGAGUUUGAGAACGUCGACACCACGCAGACCAAUACCGCCUCCAGGGACGAGUUCCGGUCCAGCCGUACUCGCCGCGUCCAACUGGUUUCCGACCAAUUGGACAGGCUCUGGGACAAGAUGCCCGUCGACGCCAAGAGAAGGCCGCAAUACCUGGACUUCCUGAGCAGCUUCAGCUCGGAGAAGGCGGCCCCGCCGCCGGCCCCGGGCGACUCGGCCAAGGCGCAGGACGGGAGCAGCGCCCCCGAGGUCCCAGAGAGCAGCAGGUCGGCGGGGUCAUCGCCCACUCGAGACCGGAAAGCAGGGUCCAAACCGCGGAGUCACCCCUGCUCCCCGGAACCUGUAAUGGGUCCCUUGCGCGGCGAGGGGGCAUCGGGGCUGCAGAGGGAGUUCAGCACGGCCCCGCCGCCGCGCAGUUGCGAACCCAUCGAGAACAAGCUGCGGGCGCAGAUCCAGGGCUGCUGGCGUGAGUUCCUGCGAGAGUGCCAGGAGGACACCAGCGGGCAGGGCGGGGUCGCCGCCACCGAGUUCCAGGCUCUCGUGGAGAAAUUCAACCUGGACGUGAAUAGACACGAGUGCCAGCAGCUCAUCGCCAAGUACGACUUAAAGAACAACAGGAGGUUUGCUUAUUGCAACUUCAUUCAGAGCUGAGUCCUCCUGCUAAAAGCAAAGGAAGCCUCGCUGAUGCAGAGAAUGAAAAUCCAGAACGCGAAUCGCGUAAAGGAAGGCGGUGCUGAGACUUCUUCCUUUUACUCUGCUCCGCUGCGGACUCAACCCCAAAUCGUGCGCUGCUGGAGGCCCACGCGGCGCAUGCUCAGGGCCUGCGGCGAGGGAAGCACGGGGCUUUUAAGCGUGGCGGAUUUCAGGAAGUUGUCAAGGGCCGAGUGCACCUGUCCCUGUGCUGCAGACCCCAGGCUCUCCUCCCUGAAGGUUUCUAGAACCCUGCAGGGACGUCCCGGUGGCAACACCCGAGUGUUUAUGGGGGGAGCCGGCGGGGUCCCGGGGGUCCGACUCGGGGCCCACAGACCCCAGCCCCGCCUCACGGGAGCCGCGGGGUCGGCCCUCCGCUCUCCCGCAGCCGCCCUCACGCGGAGGGGCUGCCACCGCGCCCCACGCGGGUCGCCCAUGAGCCCCAUAGCCAGGCCAGCUGACCUCAGCCCCAUGGUCCUGGGCCAGUCCUGCCGGCCCCAGAGGAACGUCCUGAGGCAGUACAGUGUCAACCUCUCCGAGGAGGAGUUCUUCCACAUCCUGGAGUAUUAUGACAAGACGCUGUCUUCAAAAAUCUCCUACAACGACUUCCUCCGGGCCUUCCUUCAGUACGGGGCCAGCUCUGCGAGCCCAGCGCGGACAGACGGGGACCGCAGGGCCUGUCCCCGAGACUAGUAAAAUCUAUCAUCGGGGUGUCUCACGAACUUCCAGAGUGUCCCCCAAACAGAGCCCACACCCACGCCCGGCCCGCGUCUUUCCGAGGUCAUCCCAGGCCCAGCGCCGGGCUCUAGCAUCAGCGGCGGCCUUCCAGAGGGCCUCGGGGCUGCCCCGCUGAGCCUCGGGACCCUCGUUAGUUUGAGCAAAUUAAAAUGUUAGUCUUUGCAAGGAUGACGCUUGAGACUUUAA